CUGUACAUUUCAAUAUCCCCAAGAACAAUAGAUUUCCCACGUUGGACAAUAUAUUCAAACAGAGUUUUUCCCACAUGAAAACUUCAUACGGUUUUUUGCCGGACAAACAAGUGAUGGGCAUGACUUACACGGCACUGGGAAUUCCAACGGUGUGCGGUGAACCAAGCAAACGUUUUUUAAAAGCUCACAAGAAGUUCAAAGUGUAUUAUCCCACCAAGAGGCCUUCGAAGCUCAGAAAACGGCCAAUCGCCAUUUUGAAAAACAAAUACUAUGCCAACAAGAAGCAGCGCAGGAAAACAACAACAAACGGACCAAAAAAAGUCAGUAAUUCGCCUGGCCAAGUUGUCGAAAACCAACCGAAAGUGUCAAUAAACGGGAACGACUCGACCAGCUGCUGUUUUGGAGAGCAAACCCACUUGGACACCACCUUACCGCCUCUAGCAAACGACGACCAUCAAGACACCUCCUGGACUUCUCCAGAACAGAGCCCUUUGAUAUUCAUCAGCAGAGAUCCAAAUAGUUGCGUGGACGACAACAACAACAGUAGCAACAGCUGGAUGGACCAUCACGAAAUGGUUACUCCGAAAUUGGAAAAACACACACCAAAGGACCAACUACUACAUCUGGACCACUCUUACUGUUCGGUGGAAACGGUCAAGUUGACAAGAUGGCAAAAACUUCAAACCCAAGACAGCGACAGUGACAGUGAUGAGCCUCUUGGUCUUGUUAGGACAUUUUGGUAG
Messenger RNA from Adelges cooleyi (spruce gall adelgid), 743 nucleotides. RefSeq lists its product as uncharacterized. The record is from RefSeq and is a predicted model, not a curated record. The coding region runs from base 75 to 743 and encodes 222 amino acids. The transcript has 4 exons. NCBI's taxonomy places the organism in Eukaryota, Metazoa, Arthropoda, Insecta, Hemiptera, Adelgidae.